CACUCUACAGACUGGAACGCGUCACCAGGACCUCGUAGCAUACACAACCAGAGCGCACAAGAUACUGCACAAAAAAACCCGUCAGUCACGUGUGAUGAAUGUAAUCUAAUGUAUUCUUCUCACUUUGUCAUCAUGAAGACAUUUCAUUGAUUAAUAUUCUGCUCUCACUGGUUAGCUCGUUACUCCCUCGCCCGUUGUUUCGAUAUCUCCGUCGCUUUUACCAAAGCGGCCGAUGGUGUUUUACCCUAAUAACCGCAACGCGUAACACCACCACCUGCACAAUCUAAAAGCUCGUCCGCACGGAUGACUCAGACGGGCCCCUAGUUUACAUUGUCGUCACACUCUACGACGGAGCAUAUUUUUUCCUCAUUCUCAUUCUUACCACGCACAGCUCCACCCAGUUCGUCUUCACGUGUCUAUCCAGCCUAAGAAAUCCACCCUGAACUCAAGAAGCUUGUUAACCCCCCUAACAUAACGAAACCUUCAUUCGUCGCCGGGGUAAAGUUUGCGUAGUUACUCCCACCUCCUUCCAAGCCGUCUGUCUUGCCAGCGUGGAAUAGCAGGCGCAAAUACUCCCCUUUAAUUCGCGGGAGCCCUUCAUCCACCAGCCAGUGGUGUGAACCAACAAACAAAAUCGCACGGCUGUACCGUGAACUUUAAUUCGUGGCCACAGUGACGGCACACACUAUACCGCUACAAAACCCGUGCAAGCAAGCACAGCCGUAUAUAGCCAUGGGUCUCGGCUUGGGGAAGGCGAUUAAGUCCGUGCUGGACAAGGACUUUGACCUGGAAAUCUUCCGCCUGGAGCCACCGGGCGAGCGGACGAUGCCCCCUCAGCUCGCCUUCCUGCUGUCUCAACCUGCCGCGCCGCGUGGCCUUCAGUUCCAGCACGGCUUCAGCAGCACGGACCUCUCCCCGUCCAUGUCCCUCAAGGAGGGAGACGCGCUCACCGUGCACCGCAGGCAGACGCGCGACACGACCGACGCGGCGCGCGGACGCACCGCCUACCGUCGCGGCGUGCACACCUGGGAGAUCACCUGGCCCACCGAGCAGAGGGGCACUCACGCCGCGGUCGGCGUUGCCACGUCGGACGCUCCACUCGAGGUCACGGGCUACGUGGCCCUGGUCGGCCGGGGACGCGAGUCUUGGGGUUGGGACCUGGGGCGCUGCAAGGCGUACCACGACGCCGUCGACUGCCCGGGCCGGCCCUACCCGGCUCACUUGCUGCCCUGCGAGAGCUUCCACGUGCCCGAGCGUGUGGUGAUGGUGUUGGACAUGGAGGAGGGCACGCUGAGCUUCGUGGUGGACGGGAAGUACCUGGGAGUGGCGUUCUCCGGGCUACGCGGCAAGACGCUCUAUCCGGCGGUGAGCGCCGUGUGGGGCAACUGCGAGAUCAAGAUGCGCUACAUCAAUGGGAUUGAGCCUGGGCCCUUGCCACUGGAUGAGCUGUGCCGACGUUCGAUAAGAAACUGUCUUGGAAAUGACCGUCUGGAAGAGAUCAAUGCUCUCGCCCUACCGACUCUCAUCAAGAGAUACCUGCACUACAAUUGAGUCACCUUGGCUCGUACCUUACCGUGCUCCUCUGCAUAUUUUGAGCAGAAAGUCACAAGUUUAGGAGAUCGUCGCAUUUCAUGAAAGCCGUGGCACCGUACCAGACCGUACCUUCGUAGCAUUACGUUUGUGCAGAAGUGCACAUCCAUAAAGAUUAGACUUUGGACAGAAGCCUUGGACAGCUUCAUAAUAUUCGAUAAAGUUAAGCAAUAUGCAUUAUCUUUAAGCAUGAACUUUCCACGAUAUUGUCAAUGUUUUGGUGAAACAAGGAUAAGAAAAGUACCACAUUGUGAAAUGAAAAGCUGUAAAUGUUAUCGUGAAAAAUGUGUUAUUGUGCUGGUCACAAAACUCGACUUACAUAGAGUGCUUGUAUUUAGUAUAUAGUGUAUUUUAUAUUUAUAUACCUGAAGCAGAAAGUUAUUUGUAUUAGAUUGGCGCCUUGGAUACAGACGCUAAAUGUACUUAAAGCGUAGUGGUCGCACAACGCUUUUUUGCUAAAACGUGGUAGUAUUACCCAUUCGGGAACACUUUUCGCACGAUGUGGAACGCACACCGUUAGAACGUGGAACGCGCACCGAUAUAACGCAAAACGUCCUCGUUAUAAUGCGGAACGCGCCCGUUAUAACGCAGGCCGCACCUGUUAUAAUGCGGCACGUGGCCGUUAUAACGUGGAACGUGCACAGAUAUAACGUGGAACACACCCGUUAUUACGCAAAACGCACCACGUUAUUACGCAAAACGCCCCCGUUAAGACACGGAACGCUCGCCUCAACGCAGAACACGCCACAUCUUAAUGCGGUUUAAAACUAUUUUCUUGAGCUGCAUUGGUGAUCGGUACGAUAGAGUACGCGGAGUGAUACAGUAACGCGGUGGCGAAUCCUCACUUCUUUGUUGCACCAUCUCACUGUGUGUGUGUGUACAUCGUAUCUCAUCAAACGUUAUCGUUACAUUAUUUGUGAGAAAAAAAAUUCGCUUAACGUGGCACUUGUCAGGAAUUCAUCUACCGCAUUAAAACGAGGGCUUACUCUAAGCCUUCACACUGGUCAAAUCCUUUCAUACAGUAUCUCAAAAUUGGCUUCAUCUCUCCGAUGCUCCCAUCUGGUGACCCCACUUAAACCUGACAUCUGUUGGCCAAUUUCUCUUCUUCCAGUAAAAUACUGAAGAACAUUGCAGAGAGGAAUAUUUUGACUCCUCUGAUCUCCAGCAAGUAUCUGACAACCAGUUUGAGUUUCACAAGUUUCACUUUACACAUUUCUGCAGGGAGUCCAUCAGUGCGGGGUCAGGUAGCAGGUGCUGUCACCGCGAACCUCAUUCUAUUCUGCGAGGCACACUUCAAAAGUUUGUUUCAAUUCGGGUUUCAGUCGGUACGUUUGAUGCAUUAGCACUUGUCUGGGAAAAAAAAUCCGUGUGGUCACGUCUGAUCAAUUUCUCACUGGGUAUGGCUCAGUGAUUGGUUCUCUGGCCAUUAUUGCUGUACUGCACAGCUGUUCGGGCACAAUGUGUGCUGAAGACAUCACCAUCUAUGCGAGUAUAUCCAUCAAGGCCAUAGCCAUGGAGUCAACAUUGGGGGGGGGACCAAAUCUUCCAGGGGGUCUGGGGGUCCCAACCCAGAAAAUAUAUAAAUUUCAAAACUUAUUUCCUGCCAUUUCCUGCCUAAAAUAUAAAAAAAUUCACUAACACAUGGGAUAGACUUUUUAUUUAUUUUUUACAACAAUGUCUAAUAGUGUAUUGUAUUACAUUGCUCUGUUUUUACUUUUUUACCAUUUCUUGUUGCAUUGUAUGUAAUGUUUGAGAUUAGGGAUUAAUAAAGUACAACCAUAACCACAAUCAUAUGAACAGAAAUCUAUGCAUUGAUUUAUAUGAACACAAGUCCAGAUACUGUGGCCAAGGUUUAGCAAAUUGUUGUUUUAUUUACAUAGCAUAACAAUUAUUAUAACUAAAAAAAAAAUUAUAGCAAUAUAUUGGGGGGGCCAUUUUGAGCAUAUUUGAAUAUUGGGGGGGAUGGUUAAUUCGGGUUAUAUUAUAAUUACGGCCUUGAUAUCCAUCUCAUCUGAGUUGAAUAUAAUGGGAUCAAAAGUGAAGCCAUCUGUUGUAUUGGAUCUCUUACAACAGACUGUAAACUAAAAAAUAAGUUAAUGGCAAUUGUCAAAUACUGAUGCGUAAACAAAUUUGACUCUCUGGAACAGUCGAACUCAUCAUUCUUCAUCAAUUUUCUUUCCAACGCCCAUCAAUGAAACGUCAUGGCAAAGAACAUGUUAACCCAUUACUAAAUAAGUCUGUGUAUUCCAUUUGUCUCCUAUAACAUGCCAAUCGUCUGGGCACUGACGUCCCCGGUGCAUUUCCCUCAUUGACAGUCAUCUCAGCUGCUGUGAUAUGUA
This is a messenger RNA of Lethenteron reissneri (Far Eastern brook lamprey), 3929 nucleotides long. RefSeq names its product SPRY domain-containing SOCS box protein 4-like. Gene Ontology annotation, molecular function: protein binding. The record is from RefSeq and is a predicted model, not a curated record. Gene Ontology annotation, cellular component: SCF ubiquitin ligase complex. Gene Ontology annotation, biological process: proteasome-mediated ubiquitin-dependent protein catabolic process. Lineage: Eukaryota; Metazoa; Chordata; Hyperoartia; Petromyzontiformes; Petromyzontidae.